UAUUUUUUUUCUUUAUGCCUGACUCCCAAUCUAGCUCAUUCCAAAGAUAAACUAACUCACUCUCACAGCUGCAGUUUAUUAAUCACAGUGGGUUUAAACUGUGUGCUGAUGUGUAUUUUAACUAGCUAUCAUAAACAUAUCAUCACAGUUUACGUGGUUAGCCUAUCGUUACCUUUUUUUAUUUUAGUAAAAUCUCCGUAUAUCCAUCUCUGUUUUAAAAUCAGCUGAAGCUGCUGCAUCCCGAUCCCGCUGCUAAAUCUCACAGCGAGGGGACGGGGCUUCCCCAACAGGAAACUGCCUCUGCUCCGCGCGCCGCAGCAAGCAGAUUGGCUGUUUGUACUGAGAGGCGGGACUUAAUACCUGAACCAGCUCCGUGAUUGGUCCGGUCUAGGGAUGCAAAUGAUUAAUCGACUUUAGAUUAAUUGUCGAUCAAGAGUUUGCUCGAACAAAAUGUAUUAAUCACGAUUAACCGCUAGAGGGCGCUGCUGUAGUAACUUGAACAGAGCGUGAGAACGAGAGGUGAACACGUCUCGCGAGAGACUGGGGUUGAAAACAAAAUGAAGCGGGCGAAAAGAAGUGCGGUGUGGGACCAUUUCAACAUUGUUAAUUUAGGCAAAGAAGUCAAAUGUUCUCUGUGUAAUGCGGUAUUAAAAUACAACAGUUCUACUAGCUCACUCAGUUAUCAUUUGAACACCGUGCAUGCAGCUCUCUUGCAUGGCACCAGUGCACCUGGUCAACCUAAAAUCACAGCUACACUGGGAAGGCGAGCGUGUGAUGAGAGAAGGGCAGAGGGCAUAACAGAGAGGAUAUGCAGCAUGAUCGAGAGAGAUUUGAUGCCAAUCAACACAGUUGACGGUGCAGGAUUUCAGGAUCUCAUUGCGUUCCUAGAGCCAGGCUACAAUACCCCUUCGAGGCCAUCAAUAACCUCCCGCCUCGAAGCUCGCUACGAAAAAAAGAAGGGUGAGCUAAAAACAAAGCUAGCUACUACUACUGCUGUAGCCCUGACAACAGAUUGUUGGACGGCUCUAACAACAGAAAGUUACAUUACCGUGACGUGCCACUACACUGACGAGAACUGGCAGCUAAAAUCUGCAGUCCUGGUUACGACGAACAUGUCGGAUAGACACACCGCUGACAAUUUAGCUGACAAGCUCAAUGAUGUUGUGGAGACUUGGGGACUCUCCAGUCGCGUUACAGCGUGUGUUCACGACAACGCUAGAAACAUUGUCCAAGCAAACAACCCCACACGAGUCAGCUGGAAAUCAGUUGCAUGUUUUGCACACACGCUAAAUCUCGCAGUCAAUGAUGGCUUUGCUGCUGCUGGGAUAAGCAGAGCAAUAGUGGCAGCGGGAAGGUUGGUGAAACAUUUCCACCACAGCACAAUCGCAGCCAAAGCCCUGGAAGAAAAGCAACAGCAAAUGUCGCUUCCACCGCAUCGCCUCAUUCAAUCCUGUAAAACCAGGUGGAACUCUGUCUUUGACAUGUUUCAGCGCCUAGUCGAACAGCGGUGGGCCGUGUCAGCCGUGUUAUCAGACCGGUCCGUGACAAAACUGGCAGAUGCGAGGACGCUGGAGUUGAGAGACGACUACUGGCAGCUAAUGGAAGAUAUGGCACCCGUGUUGGGAACCCUGAAGUGUGCAACUACGGUGAUGUCUGCCGAGUCGGAGGUGUCAAUCUCAAACACUUACCCCAUCACCUUCAGUCUAAUAAACAAUCACCUCGGCGCUGCAGACGGAGACAGCCAAAAAGUCGCAGAGUUCAAGGAAAGAGUGCGAGAUUCGCUGGGCGAGCGCAUGAAGAUUAAGUCAGAUAACCUCGACUCAUCCACCCCUAUGGUCGCAACUAUGCUUGACCCUCGCCACAAACACCUGGGAUUUCUACCUCCAGCUACCAGGAGGUCAGCUCAUUCCAAACUGCUUGAACUGGCUACAGCUGAACGCGACAGCGUCACAGCAACAGGUGCCGCCGCCGCUGGAGACGACGUGAACACUGUCCAGACAGCAGCGCCUCAGCUACAUGGGUCUACAUCUGCUAUGAGUUUACUCCUGGGUGAAACCUAUUCCAAUGCCCACAAAGGUGGCGUGGAGAGCGAAGUGGACAUGUACUUAAAGGACCCUCCUGCACUUCUUGAGCAGAACCCCACAUGCUGGUGGAAAGUGAAUGAAGGGAGGUUUCCGACGCUGGCAAAACUAGCAAAACAGUAUUUGUGUACGCCAGGCACAUCAGUCCCAUCUGAGCGUGUAUUUUCAGCAGCUGGCCUAACUGUAAAUAGACUGCGCACACGCCUUACCCCUGACCACGUUAACAUGCUCAUUUUCUUGAACAAAAAUAUAUAGGUCCAGUUGUGAUAUGAGCUGUAUAGCCAUUUGUCACAUUUCAGACACGAAAGGGUAACAUGAUUUGAUCAUUACUUUAUUUGCUUGUUCUGGUUUGAGGCCCUGUAAUGUUUUAUGUUGUGUCCAGGGACCCUGUGAACAUUUCAUUCUAUUUUGCUGUAACCCUAUACAAAUUAAGGCAGAAAAUGUUGUGAAUGAUUCAGUUGAGGAUUGUUGAGGAUUUCCUAAUUAAUAGCCUAGAUGCAGUUUCUUCAUAAUCUAUAGGCUCAAUAAUAUUCUGUUUGGCUGUCUAUUUAAUUUCUUCUAUUCUUUUUUUUUUAAUAUGUCUAAUGUUUCAAAUGCAAGAACUGAGCCAGUCCUUAAUUUAUUUCUUUUUUUUUUUAAUUAAAGAAUGUAUUUUGUUAUACCAUAAAAAAAACGUCUGCUUUCUUUUCCUAAUGCAUAAUUACUUGAGGAAUAUAUAAUAUAAUAUAAUACAAUAUAAUUAUCAUAAUAUAAUAUGCACUUUUUGAACUCAGUGUUUUAACUAUUUAGCUGAUAUUUUUAAAGCCCCUAUUGAAACACUGAAAUUCAGGUGAAAAACGCCGCUUAUCAAUUAAUCGAAAGUCGAUCGAUAAGAUCAAUCAACUAAUGAUUAAUGAAUUAAUCGAUAAUUUGCA
Messenger RNA from Astyanax mexicanus (Mexican tetra), 2995 nucleotides. Its product is annotated as E3 SUMO-protein ligase ZBED1-like. NCBI's taxonomy places the organism in Eukaryota, Metazoa, Chordata, Actinopteri, Characiformes, Acestrorhamphidae. Gene Ontology annotation, molecular function: DNA binding; protein dimerization activity. The record is from RefSeq and is a predicted model, not a curated record. The transcript is spliced from 2 exons. The coding region runs from base 558 to 2336 and encodes 592 amino acids.